AACAAAUCAAUCAGGUGAACAUCCCAAACGCGUGAAGUCAUGCCGCCACAUUUUCCCAGCAAUCCUGACCACGGACCGCACGUCGCAGGGCCAUUCCACAGGCACAAGUCGAUCCACCGGAUCCUGGGGGGAGGGAAAGCUGCGGACGUUCUGCUGUGGAAGAACAGGAACGUGUCUGCUGGGGUUCUCGCUGGGGCCACGUUGACAUGGUUCCUGUUGGACGUGGUUGAAUACAAUGCAGUUCCGCUCCUUUGCCAGAUCGCCAUCUUCGCAAUGCUUGCCAUCUUCAUUGCGUCAAAUGCUGCGCAGCUCUUCGACAGGGCCCCGCCAAGGAUACCACAAGUCGUCAUCUCCGAACACGCCUUCAGAGAAAUGGCCUUGACCAUUCACCACAAACUGGAAUAUGCUGCAUCUCCUCUUUAUGAUAUCGCAUGUGGAAAGGAUCUGAAGAAAUUUCUCAUGGUGGUAGGAUCCCUGCUGUUAUUGUCAGUGAUUGGAGGUUCUUGCAGCUUCACAAGCCUACUCUACCUUGGAUUCUUGUGUGCCCACACUUUGCCAGUGUUGUACCAACAUUACGAGACAGAAGUGGACCAUCUCUUUGCAAGGGGUGGCCAAGACAUCAAGAAGUUCUAUGAGAAGGUUUAUUCCAAUUUGCUCAACAAAAUACCAAGAGGCCCUGUCAAGACGAAGUUCAGAUAAAAUAAACUCCAUGAAGCUGUCAGGACAUAAUAAUAAUUCCAACCAAGAUCCUGGAGUAGAUUUCAAGAAAAAUGAACCUGCUAUAAGAAAAUAUGAUUGCACGAACCAAGUCCCAGAUAGGCGAAGUUGAUGAAACACCAGUUGAGUUCAGACCUGACUGCUAGCAUCCAGAUGUACGGUACCUAUUAAUGUAUACAAGCAUACUCCAUCAGCGAAGCAAUCUAUGUGAAAUACCUCUGAUGCUAUAAUCUCAAAAACA
Molecule: messenger RNA, 958 nt
Organism: Triticum urartu
Lineage: Eukaryota; Viridiplantae; Streptophyta; Magnoliopsida; Poales; Poaceae
Product: reticulon-like protein B9
Biological process (GO): response to bacterium
Source: RefSeq, a predicted model, not a curated record